AUGGAUUUCGAGCGCUACUGUAUUCGGAAAGUGGUGUGUGCUUUCGCGCAGACAGUGGGUCCAGCGCGCGGGGCGUCGCGGAUCAGGAAGGUUCUCAUGGCUGAGGUCGUUCCCGCCAAGGCUGAUACUCCCGCCGCUCUUCCUCCCGAUCUUCCUGCCGGUUCCGACUUCGCCGCCCCUUCGGCCGCGGUCGGUACUGCGGCUAAGAAGAAGGCGGUCCAUCGGUCACAAAAGGCGACGGCGGCCAUGGUGGUUGAGCAGAUCGCGGAGGUGGUGGCCGCCACCAAAGAGCGACAGGCUCCUAAGCUGGGCGGUGUGAAGAAACCCAUCUCGGCCGCUGGCUACGAGGCGGACAAGGCCGUCGCCCGCUCCAACCUGCCGGCCGACACCUUGCCUAACAAGGGUUCCACUGUGGAAGGCACUGUCGCCGGCAGCUCCGCUUCCGCUCCCCACCCGGAUCGGGAAGCGCAGGGCGAGCAGGGAGAGUCCGAGGACCGGAGGAAAGGAGGGACGAAGAAGAAAGCAGCGACCAGAAAAACGGCUCCGAAGAGAUCGGCGGCAGCCAAGCCCGCUGCCCGGAAUCGUGCCAAGAGUCCCACCAAGCGCACGACGACCAAGGCCAAAAAAGCGCCCAAGCGUCCCGCUGCUUCCCGGACUGCCGGGCGUGGCCACCGGGCUGUCAAACGGAAAUAG
Mobula hypostoma (lesser devil ray) is the source of this 693-nucleotide messenger RNA. Its product is annotated as histone H1.4-like. NCBI's taxonomy places the organism in Eukaryota, Metazoa, Chordata, Chondrichthyes, Myliobatiformes, Myliobatidae. The transcript has 2 exons. Bases 1 to 693 code for a protein of 230 amino acids. The record is from RefSeq and is a predicted model, not a curated record.